GAGUCUUCCGGGCCGGGGCGGGGCCCGGUUGGCCCGGAGGCGGGGGAAACGUUAAGGUGACCCCGGCGCAGGGCGGAGCCGGCGCGGCGUGGCGGCGGGGACCAAUAUGGGCGACGUGGGCGCGCUCCUGCGACGGGUGGCCUGGAAUCUGAACCAGAGGCGGGAUAUCUCCUCCUGGCUGGCCAAAUGGUUCCCCAAAACCCCAGCCAAGUCCGUGGUGGCCCUGAAAACACCUAUCAAGUUGGAGCUGGUAGCAGGGAAAACCUACAGGUGGUGUGUGUGUGGCCGUAGCAAGAAGCAGCCCUUCUGUGAUGGCUCCCACUUCUUCCAACGCACUGGCCUCUCCCCACUCAAGUUCAAGGUCCAGGAGACCCGCAUGGUGGCCUUAUGUACCUGCAAGGCCACUCAGAAGCCCCCAUACUGUGAUGGCACCCACAGGAGUGAGCGGGUACAGCAGGCAGAAGUGGGCUCCCCACUCUGAGUGGGUAGCUGCUGCCUAGACCCAGGCAUCUGACAGACACCUCCUUUGUGGGAAAGGAAAGUGAGUGCCAAGCCCAAGAAAGGAUCAUCCAGGAACCCCAGUACGCACAGCUGGCUUGUAAAGGACUUGCUCCCCAUAACCUGAGAUUUCCAGUCUGGGGCAGCCAGGAACAGGCCCCUGGUUCAGCAACUACUGGUGAUGUCAUUAAACAAGCGUGCCUGCUG
This is a messenger RNA of Rhinolophus ferrumequinum (greater horseshoe bat), 705 nucleotides long. RefSeq names its product CDGSH iron sulfur domain 3 (gene CISD3). The transcript has 4 exons. The record is from RefSeq and is a predicted model, not a curated record. Bases 107 to 481 code for a protein of 124 amino acids. Gene Ontology annotation, molecular function: 2 iron, 2 sulfur cluster binding. NCBI's taxonomy places the organism in Eukaryota, Metazoa, Chordata, Mammalia, Chiroptera, Rhinolophidae. Gene Ontology annotation, cellular component: intracellular membrane-bounded organelle.